Molecule: messenger RNA, 5202 nt
Organism: Magallana angulata
Lineage: Eukaryota; Metazoa; Mollusca; Bivalvia; Ostreida; Ostreidae
Product: phosphatidylinositol 4-kinase beta-like
Exons: 15
Coding region: 197-2731 (844 amino acids)
Biological process (GO): phosphatidylinositol-mediated signaling; phosphatidylinositol phosphate biosynthetic process
Cellular component (GO): cytoplasm; membrane
Molecular function (GO): 1-phosphatidylinositol 4-kinase activity
Source: RefSeq, a predicted model, not a curated record
UCGGGCGUCACGUGGCAGUAUUAAUAAUUCUAGAGAGAUACGAAAAACAAAAAUGGCGAUCGGGAUCAUCUGAUAUAGGAGUGUCUGUGUGGAUUCUGCAGGGUUGUAUUCAUAAUACAUGACCAUGAUCAUAAGAAACUGUUAAACAAUCACAGCCAGAGAAGAAAAGGAUGUGCUCAAAAUACCACUGAGCACCAUGGCCUCCAGUUCAUCACACAAUGCUGCUCACUUUGAGCGGAGCUUAUCCGCUUCGGCAGUUGAUCAUACCAUAUACCGACAGUCUCCAGAUCCCAAGUGGAAAGACCAAAACGGAAAUGAACAAGAACCAAUGGAAGAGGAGACACCAGUGUCAGGGGUUCACAAAGUGAACGGAUUGCUGGAAAAUGUGAAAGAAGUUAACUGUUCACUUAGAAAUGGGCAUGCAGAAAACGGAGAGAAUUUAUCGGAGAAAAUAGCAGCAUUGAAAGUUGAAAGUAAUGGCCUUAGCACUGUGUCUGAGGAAGAGAAAAAAGAGAAGGUGAAAGAUGAAGUAUUGGGGAAACCCCCUCUGCCUCGUAACAAGCAGAACUCGACCAGUGGCAAGCAGUCCUGGCUACUACGACUGUUUGAAUCGAAAAUGUUUGAUAUGUCCAUAGCUAUUUCAUAUCUCUUUAACUCUAAAGAACCUGGGGUACAGACAUACCUAGGAAACAGGUUGUUCAGUUUUCCUGAAGAAGAAGUGGACUUCUACUUGCCCCAGCUACUGAAUAUGUACAUUCAUAUGCAUGAUGUUGCUGAAGCCAUUCACCCUUAUAUAGUUUAUAGAUGCAGACAUAGUGUGGAGUUCUCUCUUCAAACUGCCUGGAUUUUGAGCGCUUUCUCUGCUGAUGUUUUGAAACCAAACUGGAAAAAUUCUCAAGGAAUAAAGUUGAAAAACAUGAUUUUGAAUGAGGAGUUAAGACCAAAGGUUGAUAAGAAAGCUGGCAAUCUGCCAAGCCCCACCCUGCCACAUGCACUCCACCCUCUGACGGUGACUACUCCAGUGAAGAAAACCCACUGCAGAUCCAAGUCAGAUGCGACAGGUAUUUACUCCAAGAUGCCCCACAGUCAAACAACAGGGAAUCUCCAAAAGUCAAACACAGGAGAUUUAUCAACAGGUCGAGCUUUUGACAGUGGCUGUAUUUGUGUGCAAUCUUCUGAAGGAAUUGUUAAUGAUCUCACUGGAAAAGAAACAGUCUGUCAUUGUGGUGCUCCCAGGUUAAAACCUGAAUUAGAGUUUGUGAAUGCCUUGAUGAACAUUGGAUCUCGCCUUCAACAGCUUCCCACCAAAGAGCUGCGAACAUCAAGACUGAUAGCAGAACUAGCCAUGUUGAAUCUGAACCUACCGGCCCGAGUGUGGCUCCCGUUCGGAACCAACAGCCACCAUCACAUUGUCAGGAUUCCCCACACCCAGGCCAUAGUACUCAACUCCAAGGAGAAGGCCCCCUAUUUACUGUAUGUAGAAGUGCUGGAGGUGGAGAAUGUGUAUUCUAGUCAUGUUCCCAGUAAACGACUGGAGAACACGUUACGAUUCACAAAAUCGGAGGAGGAUCUAACAACCUGCUACGUCCGGAGUAAUGGCUCCCCCCACCCUGAGUUCAGCCUGUACGGAGGGUCAGAGUUUGAUGAUGCCGAGUGCUGGUCUCAGGAGGAUGAUGAAAUAUUACAGUUUGCUGUGAAGACCAGAUCAGUGGACACUCUGUCACAGUUCUCUGUUGAUAGCACCACCAGUGCAGACAGUAAGGAACCAGUUUAUAUCGCUGCUGGCGACAUCAGAAAGAGGCUUUCUGAGCACUUCACAGCCCCCAAAAGCAAAUUUGAGCGUGACCCAGAGGACCCCUCAGCAGCCGCCCUGAAGGAACCCUGGGAAGAGAAGGUGAAGAGGAUCCGUGACGCCUCCCCCUACGGACAGCUCCCAAACUGGAAACUCCUGUCUGUCAUCAUAAAGUGUGGGGACGAUUUAAGACAAGAACUGUUGGUGUACCAAGUCCUGAAGGUGCUGAAGAACAUAUGGGACCAGGAGCAUGUUCCGUUGUGGAUUGAGCCGUACCACAUAUUAGCCACGUCCAACAACAGUGGAAUGAUCCAGCCGGUGGAUAACACAGUGUCUAUCCACCAGAUCAAAAAGCACAGCAAGAAGUCACUCAAAGAGUAUUUCAUCCAGGAGUUUGGGGAGGUGAACAGUGAGGGGUUUCUGACCGCCCAGAAGAACUUUGUCCAGAGCUGUGCCGGCUAUUGUCUGGUCUGUUACCUGAUGCAGGUCAAGGACAGACACAAUGGGAACAUUCUGUUAGACAGUGAUGGACACAUUAUUCACAUUGACUUUGGCUUCAUUUUAUCAACCUCACCGGGCAAAAAUCUGGGCUUUGAGAACUCGCCAUUCAAACUCACUCAUGAAUUUGCAGAGGUUAUGGGAGGCUUGGAGAGUGACAUGUUUGAAUAUUUCAAGAUUCUGAUCUUACAAGGAUUAGUGGCAUCAAGAAAACACAUGGACAAAAUCAUACCAAUAGUAGAGAUUAUGCAAACAGGUUCAGGUUUGCCCUGUUUUGGGAAUGGUAUGAACACAAUUCGUCAGCUCAAGGAACGGUUCCAUCUAAACCUGACAGAGGAGCAGCUUCAGCUGUACGUGGAUCAACUCGUUGAGUCGAGUCUGAACUCGCUGACCACUUCACUGUACGACAAGUUCCAGUACUUCACCAAUGGCAUUCUGUAGGUGUGAGAUGGACUCAAUGAACUGAAGAGUCCACAAAAUGAAGUGAUAUACUAGCUGUAGUGAAAGAGGUGGAAGUGUGUGACUGACUAGAUGGAAACAUACUUUAAGUUUAGGAAAUUCAAAGUCUAGAUGGGAACUGACUUAAAAUUAAGAAAAUCAAUGUGUGCUACUAACAUUUAAAUGUGUUACUAACUAGAUGAGAAUUGAGAUAUGAAAAAAAACAGUGUAGAGGAAAAGCAAAGGUGCCAACAUGUGUAAUGGAGGCAUUAACUGGAGAGAUGCACACAGAAACUAAAAAUUGGGAACUAGUCAGAAAAAGAGGAGAACAGUCGCCAUAAUUGACCCCAGCUUAAUGUUAAUACAAGAUAAUCCUACCUCAACAGAAGGAAAUGCAUUUCUCUACAGGAAAAAUAAAUCCUGACUUGGAGAAUUUCAAAGGUUUUUAGAACUUAUGCAUUCAAAUGUGUUGUUAGUCUGUAUAAGAACUUUGAAGUCAGAAAUUCAGUAUAAUUAUCACUAUACAUGUAAAGUUGUAUUGAUGGCUUGUAUAAGAAUCUUCUGAAGCUUUCUUGCGAGUAAACAGCAGAUUUUUUUCAAACCCUGCCUGUCCAAUGCUAAAAUGAGAUUCUAAUGUCGUGCCUAUAUGUAAAAACUUUUUAUUUAUUUUUUGAUGUACAUGUGUAUAUAUAUAUACAUAAAAAGCAUGUUGAAGUGCUGAGAUAUUACUACAUGUAUCAUUUUGGCACUUCUAUGAUCAUAUAUGAGAAGAUGCUGUGUGUUUGAUAUUCAUAAUGAGGAUCUUUUGUCGAUUCAUGGAGAGAAAUUCUAUAUGAAAACAUUGAACCUCUUCUAUAAGUCGAAAUAAGAAAUUCUUAAAUUCUUAUUUUCCAUGUCAGUCACCUUACAAUAUUGUGUUUUUAAUGGAGAAUAAUUUUGCCAAAUAUCUAUAUGAUAUUUAUCAUAAUUGUAUAAAAUAGUACCGGUACUUUAAAACCCCUGGGUGUUUUAUAGUCCGUGUGAUAUAAUAUACAUAGAAGUACUCAUUCAUUUAGAUGUUUCAAUUGGAACUUUUAUUUUGUAUUGUAUAUAAUAAUUAUUAAAAGUCUUAAAUAAAUUAAACAGUUUUCUUUAAAAACUAAUGAGAUAUUCAUGUACUUGUAUUUUAAUAGAAAACAUUGUGCUUUUUAAAAAUGUCAAAGUUAAUUCUUAUUACUUUUUCUGAGUUUGCAUAGUGAUAAUUUGUUAUCAAUAUUUGUAUAGUUUUUAUAGGAUUUUAGCCAACUUUUGUGCCAUAUGUUGUACACAUAAGUAUGAAAUAUAUGUGGAAUAGUACUUGAUGUUGGUUUUGGGCAUACUAGGAAUGAGCAGUCCUUCUACUUGUCAGUUAUAGGGGUAAUAGGGAAGAUUUAGAACACUGAAAGAAUGUACUUGUAUUGUCAUACCAAUAUGGGGCUCUUUUUCAAACAAAAGCAACAGGUACGUUGGUAAUUUCUUGUAAGAUUUCUUUGAAUAUUGUAAAGUGUCUGAACUGUUGUUGACAAUAGAUUGGAUUAGUCCAAGUUUUGCUGAUUUGUGAUAGUGUCUGAUAAUGCCUGCAGUGUAGCUGAAUAUUUUGUGAUGGCAGAGAAUUCAAUGCAAUUAUUUUAUGUGCUUACGUGUUUGACUAACUUGUGUCAUGGACCACCUGUUCUAUCAGACAUUUUUUGGUGAGAAGGAAAUGAAGCAAUCUAUUAACUCUACAUUGUACAUGUUUUAUGUUGUUUUACAUCCAAACCGUUCACAUCUUUGAAACAUUUUUCUUGUAGGAAGCAGUGUUGACUCAUUCCUGUGAAUAUCAAUGCAAUUUUUGUGUAUAUUAAUUAAGUGAACUCGCAUCAAUUGUGUAACAGAUUUGUCUCUGUAUGGAGAGAGAGAGAGAGAGAUGAGACAUAUUACAUGUAAAUCAUAGUAUUGUAUUUCCUAGUCAAACAGCUAUAAUGGAAUAACAUGUACAUACAUAUAAAACACGUGACAGGCAAUGAUAGACAACCUCCUUCCCUGGUUCAUCUUUGUGUUCCUAUGCAGCUCUUAAUUUCUGAAACUAAUGUGACAAUCUUUUUUUAAAUCCUUGAUAAUGUCCAGAGAUUUUCAUAGAUAUUUGAUAAAAGGCUAUUAAUGCUUGUUAUUUUCACUCUGUAGAACAUUGCCAGUUGUAUAUGUUUCAUUUCAAUUGGCAUAUCAUUUCAUGAUAAAAUUUCACACAGUUCUCCUUUCUCUUGCUCAUAAAUGCCAAAUUAAGUUGUUUGCUAAUUUUUAAAAGCUUUUUUUUUAAGUGUCAUACCUGUAAAUAAUGUCAAGGUAGAUCAUGCUUAUUCCUUCUGUACAGAGAUUUAAGACUCUGCUUUUGAUAAGUAUAAACCCAAUGCACUGAACAAAGCUUCAUUUGUGAAAUGUCACAAAGUUGUUUCUAUUAAAAUGUAAUGAAGAAUAUU